AUGCCAGCAAUUCCCAUUGUGACCACCUUCCUAGAGCAUUUUCUUGUGGAUCGUGCUACUGCUUCGCCCCCUAACAUGACAACUGCUGCAAGUUCCCCAUCUCUCGAGGUUGUUUGCGCCUGGCCGGUUUCCGGUCAAUACGGUCCGGGGACCCGAGUCCUAUACUAUGUGUUGAUUGCAGCCUGUGUCGUCGCUCGCAAAGUAGAAUGGAUUCGGAACGCCUGUCUGGCCGCUGUGUUACUCUUCCCCGCUAUCGCAGCUCUUCACGGGAUUGUGCUUGCUGCGCUUCAUGUCGACGGCGCUGUCGAUAUGGAUGUCUAUGGGGCAUUCCAGCUGUGCGCAAUCGGCAUCUUAACCGCCCCAGCGACCGUCAGGCUGUCCCGGACCUACUUCAACAACCCCGGCCGUGAUAUAAUCUUUCUUUGGACAGUCCUUCUCCUAGCUGGGCUAGUGAGCUUAAUUGUGGAAUUCAUGCGCCUCAAACCCACUAUUUGCCCAGGUGACGACCCAGCAAGCAUUUACUGGGCCUCAACAUGGGGCAAAAAAGGUGGUGUGUUUAACUAUGACUCCAACUGCAGCAUUGCUUGUACCACGGAGAAUGGCCCAGUCUCACCGCUGCGACUAAACGCAGCCAACAAUAUCUACGUGAUUCCAGUGCCAUAUGAGCUGUCAUUCAAUGCUACUACGCUCAUUGCGGCUGCAUGCUGCAUCCCUGCCAUUCUGUCGUUGGUAUCCAUGUGGAUCAAAAUCUUGGACGAUAAUUGGGAGAAGUUCUCAAAUGCAAAACUUAAGCAAAAGCCAGAUGAGCCCAUUCUGGGAACCAAUGGAGCUACCAUCAACCACAUGACUGGGAUUACCGACAAGUUAAGCAAAUGGCCAAUGAGCCACCAAACAGAGCCUAUACAAAGCAUUGGUCAAUGGGCGCCAAUCGUUGGUACUGCACUCGCUGUGUUGGGAUCACUGUAUCUCCUCCUCUCUGCAGAUAUGGAAGCCGCGGGAAAGGAAGAUGGGCAACAAGAAGAGACUGUUGCAGGAAAAUGCCCAAAUUGCGAUUGUGCUGUUUCAGACACCGGAAGCAGUACUCGACCAGACUCCAGAACAAGUGCCGAGAGACAGGAACCCGAUAUUGAAAUGACAGCCAUACGCCGCCCUACUACCAAUCAAACCAUUACCACUCAGCCCGAUCUAGGAAGACGAAAGGUUGCCCGCUUCUUUAAUACAGCAAGUAAUAUUAUGACCGCCAAAGCCCACAACCAAAUCGAGAAAACGGGGUUCAAACCCGAAGCGAAAACAACUUACCCCGAGACCCCGGGAGAAGAAUACAAAAACAUACAUCUCCAAAAUCAGAGAGACAAAUACAAAAGGUCAUCUACACCCGAUAACCGAUCAAAAGCUGGGAGUUUCAUAAGCAGCAGGGAUUCCGUGGAUAAUGGCGAAGGCAGCUCAAGGAGGCCCCGGAGUCCAACACGUCGUUCAGUGCCUACCCCAGCUGCCUCGCGGCCAAGAUCCCGUCAAACUCACUCAAAUUCGCUCCCAAGUGGAGGAAUAUUUGAGACAUCAACUUUGCAGUGUCCUCCUGUGGCCGCGCCUGGGGGGUGGAAACGACAAUUGAGUCCGUUCGGUAUAAUGCCGAUCUCGCGAAGUAGAGCACCAUCUAUUUCCGAGGUCAGUCCCACAACUUCAUCACCGGGGCUUCAGUUUCCCCCGGAGAUAGUGAUAUCCGCCCACGAAGGUAGUUGA
Molecule: messenger RNA, 1740 nt
Organism: Penicillium samsonianum
Lineage: Eukaryota; Fungi; Ascomycota; Eurotiomycetes; Eurotiales; Aspergillaceae
Exons: 5
Coding region: 1-1740 (579 amino acids)
Source: RefSeq, a predicted model, not a curated record